Molecule: messenger RNA, 1789 nt
Organism: Hippocampus comes (tiger tail seahorse)
Lineage: Eukaryota; Metazoa; Chordata; Actinopteri; Syngnathiformes; Syngnathidae
Gene: mipol1
Product: mirror-image polydactyly 1
Exons: 6
Coding region: 1050-1484 (144 amino acids)
Source: RefSeq, a predicted model, not a curated record
CGCCGCAACCCCCCGCCAGCUCCCCAUUGGCUCGCAGAGAUUGGACCCCCGAUUGGCCUUUGCGUUUCGCCUUUUUUCCGCACAUUUUUCCAUCUUUGACGAGACUUCAAAGCGAGUGCGAAGCGUGAACGCUCAUUUAGAAGGAUUUAGACAUCCUUCGCCAGCCCGAGGAAACUGUUCCCAUUAAUCACGGAGCCGCACGGACACUUUCAAAGUGACUUCAAAGUCCACAAGUCCAUCCCCGCUCCCCGCGACCCCCCCCCACCCCCCCUCGCUUUCAAAGUCACGACCACAGCCGGGGAUAAAACCGGUUCUCGGGUCAAAAGUCAAAACCGGGUUCAGAGCGGAGUGAUAACUUUGACCGGGCAUGAGAAGGGGCACUUUGAUCGGAGACAAGAAGAUAAGACAGAACGUUAGCGACUUUGACUAGAGACAAAACUAGGACCAGAAACCCCCCCUCUCCCAAAAAAGAGCCCCGAAUGAGAAUUCAAUCCAGGAACGAGAUCGGGUUUGGAUCACCGAAAAGUCUGAGACGAGAUGGGCCAGAAACAUGGCCGAUAUUGGAGUGAGAGCCUCCACUGGGACAAAACUGCAGGCAUGACCCAAAGAGCAGAGCAGAGUGAAACUUUGGACCUUGAGCGAGAGACAAGACGAGGGCCAGACUGAGCAAUUGCACCGAAGACAAGACCAAGACCAAAGGGGAAAUCUGGUCCAGGUGAAGGGCUGGGGCCAGACUGAGGACUUUGACCAGAGACAAAACCAGCGACCGGAUUGCAAAGUUGAUCUGGAGUAAAGACCAGCAACAGAUUGAGGCCUUUGACUGAAGACAAGUCCCCGAUCCGGGACUCAGGCAGGAUAACCCUCAAGUGACCGAGGAACUGCGACAGCGGCUUCCUUCGCCCGCUCAGCGGUCCGGCGCCGAACCACCCGCCGACCUUGUGGUCCUGAAGGUCCCCCCGGUGGCACCCUGGACUGGCGCCACCCCUCCUCCGGCCCACUGGCGAACGCCUUACCCGGCGUCCUCCUGAACGUCGGCAGGCGCCGCGGACAUGGAGGCGGACUUUUCGGCCACUGGAUGCUCUCCGUCGGGUCCUGAGACCUGCGGGGGUUCUGGUGGUCCCUCAGCGGGAGGGCUCCUAGUCAGCAGCCAUCGGGACGCGACAACCUACGGUCAAGCCCCGCCUCCGGACGCCGACAAGAAGGUGUCCCUGCUACUCCGAGAGUUGGAUGCGCUGAGAGACGCCAAUAAGAAGUUGCUGGAGCAGCUGAGCCUGAAGGAGGAGGAGCUACAGAGGAAGGAGGCGGAGCCGAUGGCCGACACCAAGCGGGCCCAAGACUGGGAGGCGCCUUCUGCGUUCUUGGACGAGUUGUUGAGCGCCCGCAAGACCCGAGACGAGGCCAUGAUGUCGCGAGUCCUGAUGGCCAACGAGGAGCGAGAUGAGGCGUUGCGCCACGUGGCGAGACUGCAGCAGGCUGCCAAGUAAACACGCACACCAGAAGCACUUUCGUAUUUCACAAUCCAAUUGAUACGUGUCACGGGGUCACUCGUGUGAUGGUCAGGCCAUUUAGGCCAUUGUGACGAAUCACACGACGGCGCUACGUGUUUUCCGGUGGAUGCCUUUCAAAAUAAAAGGCCCUAUCGGAGGCACACAUGAGCCCACAGCUCACAUGCACGCACAGAACGCAAGUGUGAGUCCUGUAAUUGACGAAGGUGUUUUGGUCCCGUGCGACUGUCGGAUUCCUUUCAAAAUAGCAAAGUUUUCAAAAUAAAAGUCCUAUAUGGGAUACA